Molecule: messenger RNA, 4458 nt
Organism: Hemiscyllium ocellatum (epaulette shark)
Lineage: Eukaryota; Metazoa; Chordata; Chondrichthyes; Orectolobiformes; Hemiscylliidae
Gene: cenpt
Product: centromere protein T
Exons: 16
Coding region: 110-2683 (857 amino acids)
Biological process (GO): mitotic cell cycle; kinetochore assembly; chromosome segregation
Cellular component (GO): kinetochore
Molecular function (GO): DNA binding; protein heterodimerization activity
Source: RefSeq, a predicted model, not a curated record
GUUGUCAGUUUCGUCACUGAGGGGCGGCGGCGGUGGUGUCGUGCACCGGGCCUCAGCAACACCCGGGGUACAUUUGACAGCACGGAGCAGACCUUUCUGCACAAAAAAAAUGGAUUCUUUACCUGAGGAUAUGACGAUGCGCACCCUAAUUAAAGGUAUGAUUGCUGAAGAGGUUCCACAGAGCAUUGUGCGUCCAGAGACACACAGACGUAGGUCACGGAAAAAGACAAGUACUCCCAAAAAGCUCAUUGACGUCUCUGUGCAACAGUCUCCAACUAUGGUUCUCCGCAGUCAAAUGAAAGCGAAGGUCAGAAGUUGUCAGCUAACUGAUGCUGCUAAAAAGGUGGCUGCGCAAUCAUCAAAAAAACAAACAACUGGAAAGAAUUCUCUUGGACUGAAGAAAGCGAAGACUGUCAGAGCAAUCUCUCAGGAAGCUUUAGACGAUUACACACCAAGAGGUCUUCUGAAGAAAUUCAUGCAGACUGAGCUGGAAUCUUCCCUGGUUAAGGUGGCAAAUCCUACAAUGAAAAGUUCUGUGCAAAAGAAAUCUCAAUCUAAGACAAAAUUGUUAUCUGGCAGUAAUAACAGCUUUGGUUUAAGUUUGUCCGUGGAAGAUGACUGUACAAGUCAAAAACAGAAGAUAAAUGUUUCGGAGUUUGAAAAGGCAACACAAAAGAGUCUUCAACAAACAGUGGAAUCCCAACAAAAUGAACAAGUGGAACAAUGUGACAAGAGCUCAAGACUUCCAGACAUCUCAACAAUAGUUGGUUUAAUUAAUCCUGACUUUGAAGAAUCCACAACAAAACCCAUUCUUUGUAGAAGACCAAUAAAACACAGAGUUAUAAAUGAGAAUGACUUUGAAGAGGGCGUACAUAAUUACCUUCAACAAGGAAAAGAACUGGAAGAAGUUGAAAGAAUUGAACCUUUUGAAAAGACUUCAGGACUGACAGACAUUUCACGAAUAGUUGGAUCAAUUAAUUUUGACACUGAUGAGUCUGUGUCAAAACCAGUUUUGAGCAGAAGACCAAGAAGAGACAAACUCAUCAGUGAGGAUGAUUUUGAAGAAGGAGUACUUUUCUACUUGCAACAAGCAAAAGAGAAACCGCUCCCAGAAGUGCAGGACACAACAAGUGACAGCACCGAGAAAGAGAAAUCUAGUGCGCACACUCAGCAUGAUGAACUUGCUGCUACUGAACUGUACACUUCACCGUGGCCAGCAAAAAGUAAUGGUAUGAAGGCUGUUGCAACUGAUGCUAAAGAGAUGAAAAAUGCAUUUGAUUUAAACUCUCGGCUUGACCUGGAAAAAACAACUGAAUUAUCGGUGAGAGUUGAAGAAGAAUCUGUAAAGGUGGCCAAUUCAGGAAGAGCCAGCUCUCACAGUCUCUUUAAAGAAAAGAAUUUGUCAGAUACAGAUCACCAAAUAGUGUAUGCUGCAGGGAAACACGUUGAAGUUCUUGCUACGGGUGAAGAAUCAAUGGAUCAUGAAUUCAAGGUGGUCACAGAUGCUGGACUGAACUUAAUGCCAGGUGAACAGGAGUCAACCAUAUCACGGCACUCUGAAGGAGUGGAUACUCAUGAAGGGAUGUUAGUUGAUGAAGUGGGUGAUAAAGUGGAAAGUGAUAAAAUGGAAGCUGAAACCACAGAAAGUGAGGGAGUGAAGAAUGAUGAGGUGAAUGACAAGCGAAUGGAGGAUGAUGAGAUGAAUGACGAGCGAGUGGAGGGCGAUGAGAUGGAUGACGAGCGAGUGGAGGGCGAUGAGAUGGAUGACGAGCGAGUGGAGGGCGAUGAGAUGGAUGACGAGCGAGUGGAGGGCGAUGAGAUGGAUGACGAGCGAGUGGAGGGCGAUGAGAUGGAUGACGAGCGAGUGGAGGGCGAUGAGGCGGAUGACGAGCGAGUGGAGGGCGAUGAGGCGGAUGACGAGCGAGUGGAGGGCGAUGAGGCGGAUGACGAGCGAAUGGAGGGCGAUGAGGCGGAUGACGAGCGAGUGGAGGGCGAUGAGGCGGAUGACGAGCGAGUGGAGGGCGAUGAGGCGGAUGACGAGCGUGUGGAGGGCGAUGAGGCGGAUGACGAGUGUGUGGAGGGUGAUGAGGCAGAUGACGAGCAAAUGGAGGGCGAUGAGGCGGAUGACGAUGAUGAAGAAGAGCCUGAUGAAGUGCCCAGCAGAGAGGAGUUGCCAGACAGUAGUGAAUCUGAAGAAGGUGACAGUAAAAUGAGACUGGCUUUCCAGCAGAGUGACCAGGGAUUCAGAUCCUCUCCAUUACUGACCACACCACACUUUCUCAAGAUAUUGGAUAGCAAAGCACACAAACCACUUGUAAAAGUAAGGCAGAAUCCCAAAAAAACACCCAAAGCAAGAAAGAAAACCAGUUUGCCAAGCAGCUUUGUAAAGUCUGUUUUUACUCACUAUGCCAAAAUGAGAGUGAAGAAAGAAACAUUUACAGUAGUUGAACAAUGCUUGGAAUUAUAUUUCAAACAGCUUUGUGAUGAUGUUGAUGUUUAUACCAAACAUGCUAAAAGAAGAACUAUUGAAAAAGAAGAUUUGGAACUUCUAAUGAAAAGGCAAGGAUUUGUGACUGCAAAGAUGCCCUUGAAUAUACUGAUAGAACGCCACCUAUCUAUGGAAUGCAGAGAAAAACUAAUUCCAAUGGCUGUCAGUGGGAGUAAGAUAAUUCCCAAUAAGUAACAACCACAUACGUAGAGUGUCUCAUCAAAUCUAUUGCUCUUACUUGCCAGACCAGAAAUUAGAGCUCUAUGUAAGUGGAGAUAUUUCUCUUUUAAUGAAGUCCCUAAUGUAAAAAUUUAUAGCCGUUCUUAUAGACUUCCAUGAGCUCUGAUUUGUAGGGUCUCUCUGCUGAGGAAACCAUGCUGUAUUAGCAUUACAUUUAAUCCAUGGAUCCUAUCAACAUUAAAGCAAAUGUUAUUGACUAAAUAAUUAAUUUUUAAUGAUAAAGUAACAGAAAAAUUUGAAGGGAAUUCAAUGGAUAUUGUCUGUACGGAUCUUAAAGCAAUUGACAAAAUACCAUGAUUGAUAAAAUCAGGAAAAAAAACACUGCUCGGAGAAAAGAUCAAGAUUUUGGAUAGAAAAACAGCAGCUGGAAUUUUAUAGAAGUGAAGUGGUGCAUUUUGGCAGAAGGGAUAGGUAUAAACAUGGACUUAUUGGCAGAGUUUUAAAAGUGCACAUGAAAAAAAGCCUGGGGUUUUUAGUAGACAGACAUCCUUAAAGGUGGCAAAAUCAUAAUGAGAGAGAGAGAGAGCAGUUUACAAAGCAGAUGGUAUCUUGGACUUCAUAAGUAGUGGUAUUGAGUACAAAAGCUGAACCUUUACAAAGUUCUGGACAUCAGACUUGAGGAAGAAUAUGAAGUUGUUGAGCAGGUAAGAAAAUUUACCAGAAUGGUCCCAAGGGUAAGGAAGUUUAGCUGUAAGAUCAAGGAGGAGAAGUUGGUGCUUUCCUGCUUGGAGCUUAUGAGAUUGGUUUAGAUAUAUCUCUACCAUACAUUUCAAUCAUUUAAUCAUAAUGUUAAUAAAACAAAAUUCCGAUUUAUCUGAUGAUUGGUCAAGCACUAAGAUUUAAGGUUUUUGGUGAAAUGCAGAAGGAACAUGAGGAAUGUUUUCAAAGCAGUGAGUGGUAAUGUAUGUACUCCGAGGUUGGAUAUUUUGCAAUAAUCUACAAAGUAAUCUUCUCACUAAUUAGCCAAAUAAUAUGUAUUAAUCCCAACUCCCUACAUCACCAAUGUGAAUUUUUCUCCUAAGUAACAUGCACAACUUCAUGUAAAAUUGGCAAAUUGUACUCUGGACUUAUAUUUACUAAGCAGCAGGUUGAAACUAUCCAUAUAAAAUUAAAAUGUGGAGAGCUUGAUUCAAAAUAUAUGUUUAAAGUUAAAAUAUAUUUUACUAUAAUUAUACAUAUUUAACUUACACCACAAAGCAAUUUUUCUCAUCAGUACUUUUGCACUCUUAAAAAGUGUUUUGUAUUAAAAUAUUACUUCCUUGUAAUAAAUGUAGACAGUCUUAAAAUAGAAAAUCUUCACCUCUAGAUUUGGGUCUGCUGUUCCUGACUUGGCAUGACCAAAAUUUGAGAACAUGUUGUACAUUUUAGAUAAAAAUGUUGUAUAAUUAGUUAAGAAAAGUGUGCAUCUCCUACAACAACAAAACUUUAAUUACAAUUUAUUUAACCCUCCUACUUGAGUAAUAUUUGAUUUCUCAUUACUCGUACCUCACCCAAUAACUGCUCAAGUCCAUUAGAAGUUCCUGUGUAACUUCAGAUAGUAAACCAAGAAAACAUGGUAAAUUUAACUAAGCAAAUAACAAAGUUAAUUUUGAUUGUCAUUUGAGUUAAGGUAUUCUACUUCUGCAAAUGUCAGUUGUGAUUCCUUGACCUGUCCAUUGUAUUCCAUUAUUCCUAGAAUGCACUGUAAUAAUCUGUACAUCUGAUCAAGCUCGUGUUUGUUUCUUUUUCAC